AUGCAAGGUGUAACCACUGCUUCUCACAAUCACAUUCAUUUACCAGACAAAAAAUCACUUUCAAACGUUGUUGCCUCCAGAGGGAGUCUCGACGACUUCACCGAAAUAGCACCCUUGGGAGUGGGCGCGUACUCGGCUGUGUAUAAAGUAUUGCGGAAAUCGGAUCAAAAGGUGUAUGCAUUGAAGAGAGUUAAACUACCGAGUUUGUCGGAGAAGGAGAAGGAAAACUCUUUAAAUGAAGUUAGGCUGCUGGCCAGCAUCAAGCAUGACUCAGUGAUUGCAUACAAGGAGGCUUUCUUCGUUGAUCGGGGUCAUCAGCUGUGCAUAGUAACCGAGUACGCAGAUGGAGGAGAUCUCUUCCAAAAGAUUGUAAAAUACAGAAAGAGUAGAUUGUUUAUGCGAGAGGACGACAUCUGGCGUAUCUUCAUCGGGAUGUGCUACGGCCUGAAGGCCCUCCACGACUUAAAGAUUUUGCACAGGGACUUGAAGAGCGCCAACGUUUUCCUAACGCGCGGGGGCGAUGUCAAACUCGGCGACUUCAACGUUUCCAAAGUCGCUAAGCGUGGCCUCCUUUACACCCAGACGGGAACGCCUUACUAUGCGAGUCCAGAAGUGUGGAGAGACAAGCCGUAUGAUAUCAAGAGCGAUAUCUGGUCGCUGGGCUGUGUGCUGUACGAGAUGGUCUCCCUGCGGCCUCCUUUUCGCGCUGACGAUAUGGAGGGUCUGUACAGGAAGGUCCUCCGAGGGGCUUUCCCCCGCAUACCGCCAUGUUUUAGUUCGGACCUUUCACAGGUGAUAAGCAUGCUACUAGUGGUGAACCCCAAACGCCGACCGACCAUAUCCCAACUCUUGCAACAACAAGUCAUGCAACACCACAUACGGGAGAUCCGCGAUGAUCCUCUAUUGAUGAACCCAUCAGUGAUGGAGAAUAACUGUUGUGGCGGCCUUCUGAAUACCAUCAAGUUCCCAAGGGACGCCAGUGCGACAGAUCUCGCGAGAUACUGCAUACCAGAAUCGGAUAUAGUCCUCAGGGAGGCCCAGAGACUUGUCGACGACGCAAGAUCCCGCGUUCCCAAUUCACAGCGUCGACAUCCCUUACAAGGACCUCGACGGCAUCAGUACGGCGGCUCCCCCAAUAUGCGUGUUCCUAAUAUUUACCGCCGGGCCAGUGUUGUCCAUAAUGGAAGGACUCCAACUCAGCAUUACGGCAUUAACCACAGUGGAACGCCCGCCUCGUUGGGGGGAAUUCCAUACCGAUGCAGAGGAGGGGGAGGACUUUCAGCUGCCUACCAUCACGGAGGCCCUUCGAGAGGCAUAAGCAACCCUCGUUACGUCCUGGCGCCUAUCCCCCACCCAACCAGCGUCAACAAAAUGGUCUACCUCGACAAUCGAAGAGGUUCCAGAGUGUAA
Perkinsus marinus ATCC 50983 is the source of this 1410-nucleotide messenger RNA. RefSeq names its product serine/threonine protein kinase 2, putative. The transcript is spliced from 14 exons. Gene Ontology annotation, molecular function: protein kinase activity; ATP binding. Gene Ontology annotation, biological process: protein phosphorylation. The coding region runs from base 1 to 1410 and encodes 469 amino acids. The record is from RefSeq and is a predicted model, not a curated record. Lineage: Eukaryota; Perkinsozoa; Perkinsida; Perkinsidae.